Molecule: messenger RNA, 522 nt
Organism: Rosa chinensis
Lineage: Eukaryota; Viridiplantae; Streptophyta; Magnoliopsida; Rosales; Rosaceae
Product: pathogenesis-related protein 1
Exons: 1
Coding region: 16-522 (168 amino acids)
Source: RefSeq, a predicted model, not a curated record
CUACAAACCAUCAAUAUGGAAUUGUGCAAGAUUUCAUCAGUCCUGAUUUCUCUCGUAGCCUUAUCCCUGCUCCAUUCCAUUUUUGCGCAAGACUCAAUCAAAGACUACCUGAACGGCCACAACUUUGCUCGAGCGGCGGUAGGUAACGGGCCCAUGGUGUGGGAUGAUGAACUAGCGCGUUUUGCUCAAGACUAUGCUGCAAAACACACUCAUGACUGCCAACUUGUCCACUCCGGUUAUAAAUACGGUGAAAACCUUGCCAUGAGUUGGGGUGAGAUGUUCGGCUUAGAUGCUGUGAGCAUGUGGGUGGGGGAGAAGCCGAAUUACGAUUACAACUCGAAUUCUUGCGUUGGUGGCGAAUGUGGACAUUAUUUGCAGGUCAUUUGGAACACCUCGACUCAUCUGGGGUGUGCCAAAGCAAGGUGCAACAAUGGGGGUACUUGGAUUGGGUGCAACUAUAAUCCCCCGCCAAGUGGGGAUAGGCCUUAUAAUCCCCCGCCACGUGGAGAUAGGCCUUACUAA